GGCAAACUUGCGGUGCGAUCGAGCAUUGUUUCGGCGGAAAAGUUGGCUAAAACGGUGGCCAUUGGUUUUGAUUGAACAUUGUGAAGUGCUCAUUUUAUCCGUUUCAUCGUUCAUCGUGCCUGAAGUUCGCAAGCGAGCGUAAGAAUCUUCAUCUUCUCAUCCCUGGACUAGCAGUGAAUCGCUUUAAACGAUAGUAAGCCCGAAGCACACAGAGUAGAGAGGAAAAUGGCCGAAAAAUCGGAAAUACUCGUCACCAAGGAGGACAAGGUGAACGAUGCGAAGGAACUGUUUGGUCGUGGCAGCCGAAACUAUUGCAUGCGACAGUACUCGGAGGCGGCCGAUGAUUUGAGUUCGUGCUGUGCGCUGUACUCCGAGAUGCACGGCUCGCUGGGCGACGAAUGUGGCCUUCCGUAUCUGCUGUACGCAAGGUCAUUGAUUGCUUUAGGAAAGGACGAAAACAAUCUGAUCGUCCCGGGUGAGGACGAAGAAGACGAUGAUGACGAUGACGAGGAGGGCGCUGAAGAGGAGGAAGGCCCCGAAGACGCCGAAGGAGCCACCGAGAAGGCCGAGGGAUCCGAUGGAGCUGAAGAUGGCGAAGACCAGAAAGAGGGCAAAGAAGACGAAGACGGCAAAAUGGAAGCUGAGGAAACGCCUGCCGAGAAAGAGGUUUCAACUUCAGUGACGGAGGAAAAGAAAUCCAGCGAAGAAAAAAAGGCUGAAGAAAAAGAGUACACGAAGAAAGCGGAUACCGCUGAAGCCGAUAAGGCGGCGGAACCACAGCCAGGUUCGUCCACAUCGAAUGGCUCCGCGGGAGCCGCGGCGGAAGCGACGGAGGAUUCGGCCGGUAACUUGCAGGUUGCGUGGGAAAUUCUCGAACUGGCGGUCAAGAUUUUCGAAAAGCAGGGCGAAAAAGGAUACGAGAAUCUGACCGAGUGCUACUCGGAGCUGGCGGGCAUUUCGUUUGAAAACAGUCACUUCCAGGAGGCCAUCAAUGAUUACCAAAAAGCUUUGGCUAUUCACGGAAAAACGGACAAAAUCGAUUUGCGUCUGAUGGCCGAGACCAACUAUAAGGUGGGUCUAUGCUAUCUGAUGUUGAAUAAUUUCGAUGCCUCGAUCGAUUCGUUCCGGGCCGCGGUCGUUGAGCUGGAGAAGGUAACCGAGGCAGAAAAGGCGAAAGAGCAGACGGACGAGACGAAGGAAACGAUCAAGGAGCUGGUGGAAACCAAGAACGAUAUUCUGGAUAAGAUCCUCGACGUUGAAGAGGCGAAGAAAACGUCACUCGAAGAGGUGAAGCGGGAGCUGUCCAAGAUAAUCGCUUCCGGUGCUGCACCCAGCAGUAGUGCCACCAACGGAGCCGGCCCGUCAUCAUCGUCUUCGUCGUCCGUUGUGGCUGCUAACGGCUCCAAGUCAUCCACGGCGCCGACAGCCACAGCUACUGCCGGUGCCUCCUCUGCUAGUUCCACGACAGCCAAACCGGCCAAUGAUAUUUCGCACCUCAUAAAGCGCAAAAAGCCCGACAGUGCCAGCUCGGAAGAGUCUCCGGCCAAAAAAACCGCAACCGAACAGGAUAGCGUCUAGCGGGUUUCGUAAGCAGCGUAUCGCCUGCUCGCGCUCUCCGUAGGGAUGCCAAUGGCCAUCACGCGUACUUACGGAAAGCGGCCUCUUGAGGGCGGUUAAGUUCAAAGUUUCACAAUUUGAUCUGUUCCAAUUAUUUUGUUUAUUUGUUCCUGUAGGAAGCCUCAGCUGGGCAGCGUGUGUGCGAGCGGCUUUUUUUUCGGUUUUUACAUCGUUUACAACGUUUGAUGGUUUGUCGAACGAAAAAGAACAAGUUGUAGAUAUUUAAAUUAUUAGUUGCCCUUGCACGCGCGCUCGACGCUGUUUCAGUUUCAUCUCUCUGUUCUGUCUUUUACUGGCAUUCCAUUAAAAAAGUAACUGUGUGGAUUCAUGUUUCGUAAAUAAACAACACCGGCGAGUUUGCUAAG
This is a messenger RNA of Anopheles cruzii, 1982 nucleotides long. It is a transcript of the gene Nasp, whose product is annotated as protein NASP homolog. The transcript has 4 exons. Gene Ontology annotation, cellular component: nucleoplasm. Gene Ontology annotation, molecular function: histone binding. The coding region runs from base 226 to 1578 and encodes 450 amino acids. The record is from RefSeq and is a predicted model, not a curated record. NCBI's taxonomy places the organism in Eukaryota, Metazoa, Arthropoda, Insecta, Diptera, Culicidae. Gene Ontology annotation, biological process: CENP-A containing chromatin assembly; DNA replication-dependent chromatin assembly.